CACUCGAUAACAAUAAAGCAUUGAGAAUCUGCACACAGCUGAUAACAUAGGCCUAUUACAUAAACAGCAUCACGGUUCAUGGUAUCUAUCAGAGUGUUCUAGGAGUUUAAAACCUCUUAGUAUCUUUAGCACCUUACUGUCAUGUGAGAAAUGGAAAGGAACAUGAUGAUGAUGUGCGUUUGUUCCGACAGGAUAUGAAAGGAUUAUUGUGUGAGUCAGGGUGUAAGCCUGAUUCUGUUUGUAUGUGUAAGCCUGUGUUGAUUCACCAGGGGACAUCGUGCUUCUGUUAUUAUGCACACGUGAACCUGAUUAGUGCACUCUGCAACCGAGGAACAUACGAUACACACAUCCUUCAACUCACACACACUACAGCAGAAUGUGUAGUCUGGAUGAGGUUCCGUUUAAAGUCGCCCUGGACUCUGUGGAGAUACAGUUGGGUCAGAAAGAGCCGGUCGCAGCUCCUGAAAUAAAGAUCCCAGACUGUGCUCAAAUAUUGCGUGAUACAAAGUAUUCAUUCACUCUGGAGAAACGGAUCAUGGCUGUAUUGGGAGAACAGCAGCGGAAGAAAAGGAAGGCCAAAAAAGCGCCCCCGAGUGUGUCCCCUACUUGCCCACCAUUUUGGCUGAUGUUCAGCAGCCCACAGCAGAGCCGUAUGGUGCGCAUCAGAAGCGCAGAAUUUUGGGAACUGGGCCCACGUCCCCGCAGCUUAAGCCUCAGCGCUGCUGACUCGCAUAGGCCCCGCCCACUGCGGGCAGUCCAGUUCCUAAUCGCCGACACAGACUGCGAGGGCGGCUCAGAUGACGAGAGCUCGUCUACUGAGGAGGAUGAUGCUCAUUGCAGAGAAAGACCGCAGAGCUCCGGCUCGCAGUGCCUGCGAUGUUCUGUUCGUCAGAGCCAGCGAGGCUCCACCCCUCGCCCCGCCCCUUCCUGCGCCCCUCCACUCCACAAGGCCCGACCGAGCUCCGCCUCCUCUCUAAAAGACAUACGGAAGCCUGUCCCCCCUGCCCUCAGCCAGACGCCGCAGGGCAGUCCUCACAGCUCCAGAGCCCCCCGCAGGAAGCCUGUCGUAAUGAGAAACAGCGGGCGGCGGAACUCACACACCCUCCUACAGCCGAGACCCUCGUCCGCAGGACCGCUACCCUCAGCCAGGCCUCAGAAACCCGCCUCAAAUGGUGUGCGCCCGCGGACGUCCGCAGGGCUGCAGGACGCUCCAGCAGACCUGCUGUGUGCUUUGAGUCAAGAAGAAAGGGAUCUUCUUGAAGCCGUUACACAACAAGGAUACACACUGCGCACUGCCAUACUAGCACUGCAGAGGACAGGACCCAAGAGCCUUGAUCAGAUUUUGAGUUACCUGACUUCAUGUGAUCGUCUCUGUCGGCUGGGUUACGAGAAGACUCAGGUGGAAGAAGCUUUGGAGAUGUUCCAGAACUGUGAGAGCAAAGCUUCAGAGUUCCUGUUUCUGCUGGCUCAGUUCUGUGAGAUGGGUUUCCAGCAGAGCACCAUUAAAGAAGUUUUACUGGUGCACGAGAACCAUAAAGAGAGAGCCCUGGAGGAGCUUAUGACCCGGAGCGGCUGAGAAACCACAAGAUGUGAACAAAUCGCCUCCUCCGUGAAUGAAAUAAUCCUGAGCUUCAGCAUGAAUGAUGGAAUGAACAAAUUCGAAUGACUCCUCAACUCCAUUAAUGAAAGUAUAAAUGAAUCAUCAGCUACAUGAGCAAAUGAAUCAGUCUUCAAAUGCAUUAAUGAAUUAAUGAAUCUCUAUCUUCAGCUCCAUAAAUUAAUGUAUAAAUACUUACAAAUCUUUCUGAAUGAAUAAAUUCUUUGCAGCUUUAAUACUUAACUCUUUCAUGGAGAAGAGGUGCUGUUUGAUGCUUUGAUUUCAUUGUAUUAUUGUUUAUUAUGUUGAUGUCACGUGAUUAACUGUAGAUCUGGAAAAACAGAUUAAUCACCUAGAUGAUGAGAACCAUCAUGAUGAAGAUUAAUCGCUUAGUAAAAAAGUUACAUCUUUUGAAAAGAGCCGGGACAGUUUGAAUGACUUUAAUUAAACACUAUAUUGUGUCAUUUAUUCUGCAUCAAUAAAUUAGUUUGUAUUGUAUUCUACAUGUUUAGAAUUUAAUAAAAAUGUUCUCAUAAAAGUUAUCAUCACUUAUUAAU
Ctenopharyngodon idella (grass carp) is the source of this 2154-nucleotide messenger RNA. RefSeq names its product ubiquitin associated protein 1-like a (gene ubap1la). The record is from RefSeq and is a predicted model, not a curated record. Gene Ontology annotation, cellular component: ESCRT I complex. Bases 377 to 1576 code for a protein of 399 amino acids. NCBI's taxonomy places the organism in Eukaryota, Metazoa, Chordata, Actinopteri, Cypriniformes, Xenocyprididae. The transcript has 6 exons. Gene Ontology annotation, molecular function: ubiquitin binding. Gene Ontology annotation, biological process: ubiquitin-dependent protein catabolic process via the multivesicular body sorting pathway.